This is a messenger RNA of Coffea eugenioides, 896 nucleotides long. RefSeq lists its product as uncharacterized. Lineage: Eukaryota; Viridiplantae; Streptophyta; Magnoliopsida; Gentianales; Rubiaceae. The record is from RefSeq and is a predicted model, not a curated record. The coding region runs from base 152 to 739 and encodes 195 amino acids. The transcript is spliced from 5 exons.
GUUACAAUUGAAUAAAUCUUCUCACUUCAAAAUUUUCAUCUUUAGUUCACACUUUGCUUCUAUCCUUUCUCAUCGUUCGGUUGGGUUUGAGUGCUGCCAUAUGCAAACACAACAAAAGGGUUAGCGACGGUGGUAGCCAGCCAAAGAGCAUAUGAAAAAUAGCAGUGACGAGGCAAAGGUUUCCACUUUGGUCCAUACUUUCUCUUGGUCCAAUUGUUGUUGCUACAAAGGGACAAAAGGCAAAACAGUCCACUCACAAGCGAAAGCGAAGACGAUGCAAAAAUUGUCAUUUGGACAUGAUAGACGAAAAUGUACUAAAGUGUGCACAGAUGCAUAUGAAACUCACAAUUAUGAUCAUGUUGGGGCACCCAAUUAUGUUGAGAAUGUAAAUUUGAAUCUGAUAGGAUCAUCCGAUGGCCUAUUGCAAUCAGAUUCACAGCAUGGAUGCAAUAAGGAAUUAAUGGAUAGUAAUUGGUUUCAGAUCAUUCCUCCUGGUCAGGCAUUAAUGUGGGCAUGCAAUCCUUCAUUAAUCCAAAGUCAUGUACAAAACACUAGCUUGUUAGGAGAUGAAAAGUAUUCAGCUUGCUUGGAAAAAAGUUUGGUGAUCAAAUUUCAGAUAUUGUUAGCAUCCAAGUGCUCUUGGGUUUGUAAACCAGAAAUGUCAAUCCAAACUGAAGCUUUUGAUAGUGAUAUCAGAGCCCUUGAUGCUGGUGAUCAAAUUCUCAAAUCAAGUUACUAGCCUUUUGAUUGCUUCAGAUUUCUGAAGCCAAAGUCUUUGUGCUCUAAAUUCAGUUCUUGGCCAUGUAAUCUUGUCAUGCUUAGAUAGCUAUAUCUAGUGUCCUGCCAGCUUAAUUUUGAUGCGUAAGUAUCAAUUAUUAAAAGUUAGAUUCAUUCUG